CACUCUGGAGUCAUUCAUAGCAACUUCUAGUCAGAAAAAUGACAUCCAUUAGAUUUGUCCUACUACUAACAGCUUUAAUAUUAGCUCUAAAUGUGAUAUUGGUGUGCGGAUAUGGUUUUGUUAUCGGAAAAUUGGGUCGAGAUGAUCGCAAGAUUGGCACGAAUGUUGUGAAUCGUAAGGUCACGAUACGCUGUAGAAAUGAAAUAAUACGUUUUCCUGCAAAGGGUCAACGCAAUAAUCGUCGCCUCAGUGCAAUUCGUGUUACAGACAAUGGGCCUUUCCAGCAUGGCUCCAAAAUAUAUUUGGUGAAGGGAGGUCCAGGUUAUACAUAUUCCGAAAUUAAUGUAAAACCUAUUAACGGAACAGCUUCUCGCGUGACUUUAGAAUAUUUUGCAAAGCGUUAGAUUUUAUUAAGAGCAUUCUGUUAAAUUGAAUAAAAAUCUAUCUUCAAAAUGGA
Messenger RNA from Stomoxys calcitrans (stable fly), 457 nucleotides. RefSeq lists its product as uncharacterized. Bases 39 to 404 code for a protein of 121 amino acids. The transcript is spliced from 2 exons. The record is from RefSeq and is a predicted model, not a curated record. Lineage: Eukaryota; Metazoa; Arthropoda; Insecta; Diptera; Muscidae.